This is a messenger RNA of Auanema sp. JU1783, 1143 nucleotides long. The record is from the annotation of a GenBank genome assembly. Lineage: Eukaryota; Metazoa; Nematoda; Chromadorea; Rhabditida; Rhabditidae.
AUGCUUUUGGUUGAUUUUAUCAUCAUAGCUGGUAAUAUUGUUGUUUUAUACAUCCUUAUUAGUCAAAAAUCCCUUCAUACACCAACAAAUUCUCUUAUUCUUUCCUUAACUGUAAGUGAUUUGCUUCUUGGAAUACUUAUCAUUCCUUUCGCAAUCGUCCAGGAAGACCGCCAUGAAUGGCUGUUUGGUGAAUUAGGCUGUCGAUUUUGGUUAUCGUUAGAUGUGUGGUUAUCUACUUCUUCUAUAUACAACCUACUUGCCAUUAGUUUUGACAGAUAUAUGGCUGUAAAGCAACCUAUAAGAUAUCCAAGCAUAUCAUCAACGAGAGUUAUUCGAACCCUGAUAUUCCUAGCAUGGUCAAUACCAUUGCUAUUAGCUUCUGUACUUUUCAUACUGGAAACAUUGGCGGAUUUACCCAAAACUGAGUGCUCCCCUGUAGAACUUCCCUCUAUUUACAUUCUGUUCUCUGCUUCGGUUUCUUUCAUAAUUCCAGCGGUUAUAAUGAUUAUCCUUAAUGUCUCAAUUUUCAACCAAGUCUCUCUUAGUAACAGUUCAAAAAAAGUGAAUUACACUGAUGGAAUCGCUCUACGAGUCCACAGAGGUCGGCGAAAAUCUCAUGCUGCGGCAAUCGAGAGUCAAAAAGUGAAGCAGUUGAGUGCUAGUCCGAAUUUUUCAAGCGAUCGGAUGUCAGAUGAUAAAGAAAAUAUCGAUACUAUAGUGAAACCAACGAAGGAAUCCCAUGUGGAAAUUCGAUCACUAUUUUCGGCCACUCUUUUCCUACCUCUUAUUGGUGGUGCGGUGAGGAAAACUGAGAGAAGCGGACCAGCAACUAUAAAACUCCCAAUGCGAACAUAUUCACGUUUGUCCCGUAUAUCGCUGCGAACAGCAGAAAUGCGAGUGGCAAGAACAACGUCUAUUGUGGUUGGGGCUUUCAUCAUCUCUUGGUUUCCGUUUUUCUCUAUUUAUGUUAUGCAGAUAAAUGGCUUUUGUAAAGUUCCCGAUUGCGUAUCACACUUACUCUUCACGGUUGCCUUUUGGCUAGGCUAUUCGAACUCUGCAAUAAAUCCACUUCUAUAUGCCUUAUUUUCUCGAGAUUUCAGGAACACUUUCCGGAAAGUUAUCACGAAACUAUGUCAAAAAUAA